Messenger RNA from Cordyceps fumosorosea ARSEF 2679, 3237 nucleotides. RefSeq names its product polyphosphoinositide phosphatase Fig4. The transcript has a single exon. The record is from RefSeq and is a predicted model, not a curated record. Gene Ontology annotation, molecular function: phosphatidylinositol-3,5-bisphosphate 5-phosphatase activity. Gene Ontology annotation, biological process: phosphatidylinositol dephosphorylation. Gene Ontology annotation, cellular component: intracellular membrane-bounded organelle. Lineage: Eukaryota; Fungi; Ascomycota; Sordariomycetes; Hypocreales; Cordycipitaceae. The coding region runs from base 1 to 3237 and encodes 1078 amino acids.
AUGGCAGAGCUCCCAGCUGGCUCGCCCAGCACCGCGGCGCCUGCUUCUCACACCGAGCCGCAAACACCAUCCCUUCAAGCUUCGGCCGAGCCGUCAUCGCCCAAGUUUCCGCAGCUUCAGAACACGGAAGACGACGCAAAUGAUGACUCCAAGCACGCCAAUGACACUGCCAAGGGUGGCGGCGGCGCAUCUGGUACAGGAGGCGGCGGUGGAGGCGGGACUGCGUCCGUCGACGAUCUUGACGGCGAACGCGCCGUCGCCGAGCCCUUUAUACGCACCGCGAGUCCCGAACCGAGCGUACGAACGAUAGAACCCUCUGGCGUCCCGACGACGCAGGAUAGCGGCGGGGAUCUGCGCUCCGAGGAUGGCCGCUACGAAGAAAGGGACGCCGGCGAAGGCCCGACCGCGAACCGCGACGACCGCAACCACGACGACGACGACGAGCCCACGUCCGAUAGACUCCUCUACAAGAUGCACAAGUUCAGUCUGUACGAGACAGCCAGCCGCUACUACGUCGUCGGUGUCGAUGUCAGCGAGAAGCGCUACCGCGUCCUCAAGAUCGACCGCACAACCGACGGCAGCGACUCGCCAAGCAUGACCGACGACAAGAUCGUCUACACGCUCAAGGAGAUGAACCAGCUCCUCGACACCAUCGACGACGGCAACAAAGGCACCGGCGGCGUCCGCCUGCGCUGCACCACCUGGGGUCUGCUCGGCUUCAUCCGCUUCACCGGCUGCCACUACAUGCUGCUCAUCACCAAGAAGAGCACCGUCGCCAUGCUCGGCGGCCACUACGUCUACCAGGUCGAGGGCACCGAGCUGAUUCCGCUGGCCAUGGGCAAGUCGUCCAAGCCCGAGGCCGCCGCGCGCAACAACAGCGCCGAGGAGACGCGCUUCCUCUCCAUCUUCAACGGCCUGGACCUGACGCGGUCGUUUUACUACAGCUACUCGUAUGACGUGACGCACACGCUGCAGCGCAACAUCAUGCGCGAGAGGGCCUGCAUGGCGCAGGGCAUCAUCCCGCAGACGGACGGCGAGCUCAACUCCAUGUUUGUGUGGAACAACUACCUGCUGAAGCCCAUCUCGGCCGCCAUCAAGAACCCGUUCGACUGGUGCCGCCCCAUCAUCCACGGCUACGUCGACCAGGCGGCCCUGUCCAUCUACGGCCGCACGGCGUACAUCACCGUCAUCGCCCGGCGGUCGCGCCACUUUGCCGGCGCGCGCUUCCUCAAGCGCGGAGCCAACGACCUCGGCUACGUCGCCAACGACGUCGAGACGGAGCAGAUCGUCGCCGAGUGCCAGACGACCUCGUUCCAUGCGCCCGGGCCCCGGCCCUACCGCAGCCCGCACUACACCUCCUACGUGCAGCACCGCGGCAGCAUCCCGCUACACUGGACCCAGGACAGCACCGGCGUCACGCCCAAGCCGCCCAUCGAGCUCAGCCUCGUGGACCCCUUCUACAGCGCCGCCGCCCUGCACUUUGACGACCUGUUCCGCCGCUACGGCGCGCCCAUCUACGUGCUCAACCUCGUCAAGGCCAAGGAGCGCCAGCCGCGCGAGUCCAAGCUGCUCGACGAGUACACCCGCUGCAUCGACUACCUCAACCAGUUCCUGCCCGCCGGCAAGAAGAUCAUCCACAAGGCCUGGGACAUGAGCCGCGCCUCCAAGGUGCGCGGCGGCGACGUCAUCGGCAACCUCGAGACCAUUGCCGACGACGUCCUCGCCGCAACGGGCUUCUUCCGCAACGGCGACGAUGACGACGACGACAGCGACGACAGCAACGGCAGCGACGAAGGCGUCACGGUUGCCGCGACACCGGUCAAGACCUCGCUGCAGCGCGGCGUCGCCCGCACCAACUGCAUCGACUGCCUCGACCGCACCAAUGCCGCGCAGUUCGUCAUCGGCAAGCGCGCGCUCGGCCACCAGCUGCACGCGCUCGGCAUCCUGGCCGACACGGCCGUCGCCUACGACACCGACGGCGUCAACCUCUUCACCCACAUGUGGCACGACCACGGCGACACCAUCGCCGUCCAGUACGGCGGCUCCCAGCUCGUCAACACCAUGGAGACGUACCGCAAGAUCAACCAGUGGACCAGCCACUCCCGCGACAUGAUCGAGAGCCUCAAGCGCUACUACAACAACUCCUUCCUCGACAGCCAGCGCCAGGAGGCCUACAACCUCUUCCUCGGCAACUACGUCUACCGCGGGCCCGGACAGCCCAUGCUCUGGGACCUCGCCACCGAUUACUACCUGCACCACUCGAACCCGCGCGACUGGACGCCCAACAAGAUUAGGAGCUACGUACACUGGUUCGACCCGGCGAACCUGCAGAAUGACAAAAUCAAAAUCAACAGCAGCAGCAGGGACGCGGCAGACGGUGCUGUGGUGCCGGCGCGGAGCAAGUCCAAGUCCAAGCCCGUCGAGUUCUUUGACGACUACUGGCUCGAGUACUACCGCCCGUCGACGCUCUCGUCAUUUCCCAAAAUGUUUGCCUUCAAGAUGAAUUCGACCAUUAAAUACAUUCCCUUAAAGUCCACCCAGGACGGCAAGUACGACCUCAGUCCCUUCCGCGUGCGCAUCGAGCAGCACGACGUCGACUCCGACAAGAAGAAGGCGGCAGCGGCCAAGAAGAGCGCCGUGACCGCUCCUCCGCACAAAACCGCCGGUUCUCCCCUCUCGCAAGUCGCCGCCGCGUCCGACGACGGGGUGUCCUCGCACAAGGUGGCGCCGCCGCCGGCCCGGGGCAUGUCACUCGGUCGCUGGCUGCACCCCACGCAGGAGAGGACGCUCGGGCUGGUACACGCCAUGGGCACGGUCGACGAGAUGGGCGCCACGGCCCCCAAGACGAAGCCGACGGCGCUGGAGAAGUCGACGGCCGAGCAGUGGACGUUCACCAAGGCGGUCAAGGACUCGCUGAACCCGUCGGUGGACCAGCACGAGGCCGACGACUACGCGCGGUACAUCCACCACCCGCAGAACCUGCCGCUUGUGGUGUCGAGCGACACGCCCGUCGACGUGGACUCGUCCGAGUACCAGGACUACGUCCACGGCGGGUGGCAGGACCGCGGGCUCAUGUUCAGCGGCAGCGAGGACGAGGUCGACCUCUACGCGGAGCUGCUCAAGGUCGGGGAGAACCCGCUGACGGUGACGGAGGAGGACGCGCCGAAGAAGAGAUACAAGGCCUACAGGAAGUGGCUGAGGGGCAAGUCCUUCUUCAAGCAGCAGCCCCUGGACUGA